ACGUCGCACGUUAGAGUGAAUCGGAGAGACGUAUUUUUGCCUAAUAGAACAUUUUGUGAGAGAGAUCUAUGGAGAGCAAGUAAUUUGGCGGCCGCUGGAAUAUGUUAGGCAAUAAGUGCUGCUUGCUGAAGGCUGUUCCUGUAGUGAUAUUGACAACUAUUUCAUUCAUCAGUGUUUGUUAUGAUCUUGAGAAUGUAUUUUUGAGGAAUCACGCUACAACGAUUGAUGACCGAUCUAGCAUCAACCAGACGAGAAACGCGGUGAGGAUAAAGACAUUCGGACGAGACCAGAAGUACAGACAUUGUAAAGAUCUCUUUAGCAUCGAUAGUCCUGCGUCUAAAGAGAAGAUUGAAUAUGUUUAUUCGGAAAAGAUCCCUCCUAGUGAGACGGUUGGAAGGGCACUUCAAAGGAAGGUAGACGUUAAUGGAGAGGAACCAGCGAAAGGUGUGUAUCGCAAAAUCAACGACGUGUUGUGGAAAAUUCGAAAGCUCAAAUAUUCAGAGCCAGAAAGAUAUCUCGGCGAAGAAUAUCAGCCUCUUGCUGGACUGUUACCUCGCGUUGUUGACUACGAUUCCUCUUCCAAGUAUGAAUUCCAGUCGAAGGAAGAAAGCAAUUACUCCGGAAACGAACCUACACACAAAAGUCAUCAAAUGAAAAAAUCUGUUAAACAGAGAACUUCUUCCAGAAUCGUGGAAGGGACGCUUCCAUUCGUUCCCUGUUCCAUCAGAGACUACGAAGACAGACGCCAGGUCUUCACCUGCUUCCAGAAACGGAUCGACGUCAAGGGAUCUCUCUCCAUCCAUUUCUUUGGGGACUCCAAGAUACGUUAUCUUCUACAUCUUUUCCUGGAACAGUACGACGACGUGUUUCAUUUCGUCACUACAGCAAAGAACAUAACUCGGCCCUGGAGAGAGGCUAAAGCUGACCUAAUGACGACUGAUAAGUGGACAGAUAUUGAAAUUUUUAUUCCAGCUUUGCCGCGCCUAGGAAUAACUCUUAGUUUUCGUAAGUUUCAAGAUUCGCCGGUCUUUUUAGGAGACAUUCCCGAAAUUCAGCAGCUGAGGAAGUGGGCCAAUUUGGAGGAACAACCGCCCGACCUUUUGAUCAUUGACUAUACUGCCUGGACACUUGGUCGAUAUAACAUUUUCGGAUUGUUUCCACCAAGAAACACCGUCGACGUUUUCGCGAUUUUGCUGGAACUACAUGCGAAAGUGAUUCCUCUCUUGCAGAAGAUAUCCAAGAUUACAAGAGUGCUGUUGUUGCCACAGAGUCGACAGAGACCAAAUGCAGAUAAUAUGUUUCCCAAUAGUCGCGGAUCAACGGCGGAUUUCAAUAUGGACUGGAGCGAAAGCACAUUCUUAUACAUUCUGCAAUACUCUCACGACCAGGACAUGAAGUCGUUGUUGGAAUCUCAUCUGGCUAAGGCGAGGGAGUUACUGAAAAUCUCGGACUAUCAAGUUCAAAGUUUUGCCUGGACCUCCCUUCAUUCUCGCGAGGAAACUUCGGAUAUUCGGAACCCUGUCCACGAAACAAAAAAGGCGUCAUAUCCAGCCCAGUCGACUGCUAGUAGGUUUCCAGUGUCAGAAGUCGAUAGGUUUCCGACCAGACAUCCAAGAUUAACUCAACCAAAGUUGCUAGAAGAAGCCUCAUCAGAGACAACAGAAUUCCGCGAUUAUCUCAUCCCUUCAACAGAGGAUUCGGGACUGUGGUUUUGGGACGCCAUACUCCCCUUGAACUUGGCUGAAAUUCAGGAAUGCGAGGAAAUGGUCGAGGGUGGGAUGUCAGGGCAGCCUCUGUACCAGAGCAAUGUUCUGAGGUGUUACGACCCAACGCACGCAGGUGACGUCACCAACAGUGAUUUAAUUACAAUGAUGCUUAACCUCUUAUGCAAUACUGUUUUAGGGACAAGCGACGAUUACUGUUGUUCAUGAAUAAUAAUCUUUGGUUUAGUUGCUAUUUCUCGUUGUGACUGAAGAUAGCUACAGUUAGGUUUAUCUAUGAGAUCGUACAAAGAGAUGAAGAACUCUACAUAAAAGGAGAAAUCCCUGUAAUUGUUCAGUAAUCCCAAACUUAUUAUAGCCUAUUCUAUACAUUAAAUGUCAAGUUCUCUCUUAAUUUAUGGCACGAGAAACUUCUUUUUAUUCAUCAGAAGUCGUAUUUUUCAGUGCUAGACAUUUCUUCAUUUGGUAAACGUUCGAUGGCCUCCAGUGCAUCCCGAAAAGUACGAGAGAGAGAGAGAGAGAGAGAGAGAGAGAGAGAGAGAGAGAGAGAGAGAGAGAGAGAGAGAUGGGUAUAUGGCCAUGGAGACUGGUCCCUACAUUUGAUACUUGACGGCAGAGCUAUUAUAAUUUUUACCUGUCAUCCUAAUCGUUCGUACUCUUUUACAAGGAGAAUUUUACAACAUUCUAUAUAAAGGGUUUGGGCCGUCGGAGCAGCUUGCGUGGUGCACUGUAAACAUUGCCUAAGGAUCUUAGCAACACCUCUUCGGCCCAUAGCUGCAACCAUAGAUGUAGAGGGAGAGAUUAGACAGCCAAUAAUAGCCAACCAGUUUGUGACGUGCGCAGCCUGCCACCAUUGUUAUGUGCUGUUUAUUAUGUAAACAAUGAUGCAACUCAUGCAAUCUGAUGUGAAACUCUGUGUUAAAAUCUUUAAACGUGUUUCCUCGGCUGUCCUUCAAGACUAUCAAAUGAUUUAUGCACCAUUUACUAAAUACAAUACGUCCUGUAUGCAGAAAUAGAAAUAUUUACUUUUGCUUGUACGUUUUUCCUACAGUUAAGCCCUAAAGAUUUGCAGAUAUGGCGACGCGGUACAACUUUAUGAUCACAGUGCAUUGACGCCCAAUAUUCUCAGCAGUCUUUGAUGAUUGAUAAAUGACCUUUG
This is a messenger RNA of Macrobrachium nipponense, 2880 nucleotides long. RefSeq lists its product as uncharacterized. The record is from RefSeq and is a predicted model, not a curated record. NCBI's taxonomy places the organism in Eukaryota, Metazoa, Arthropoda, Malacostraca, Decapoda, Palaemonidae. The transcript is spliced from 5 exons. The coding region runs from base 102 to 1931 and encodes 609 amino acids.